AUGACUUUUGACAAAUAUCAGAGACCGCAGCUGAUCCAGAGCCAAAAGCACCUAGAUUUGGGGCUGACUCGGACUGUGCCCAUUGUGGAUAUUGUGUAUUUUGACGACGACAACAACAGAGAAGGGGGUGUUGCUGUGCUAGCUGUCAUAUUCGAGAAUGGAAAAGCAGAGUUUUGGAAAUUUCUGGAACUCAAAGGGGGAUGGCAUCUCCUGCACACUGCGGACCUCUGCAACAGUCCCCGGGCUAAAGUCAUCUCUGUCUCGGCCAGUCCGAACUACAUCUUCUGGUGUGAGGAGAGGCCUCUAUCAGAGAGCUCCUCACCUGUCAACGCGACCAACAACUUCAGGUACUGCAUCUGCAAACGGACCUAUGAGGUGGGGGAAACAGCUGUCAGUUUAGAUGGCGUGAAAAUCGCUCUGCACAACAACCCCCGCUACAACGUCAUCAGCUCAGGUGAGAAUGUUUACCUGCUACCUGAUUUGAAAGACAAAUCCACCAUGGCCCUCUCCAAAUUCUUUCUCACGUGGUCCCCCCAGCAUGACACAUUCAGAGUGAGCAGCACCUGUAAAGGUACUCUCCUUCGAAAACACUCUCCCUCUACUAAAGAAUCCGACUUUAAGAGAUUGGUAACAGACUGCAUGGGGUACCUAUCAGCCCUUAACCCCCCAAAAAUCUAUGGCUACUCCCCUACUGGCAGUGGAGGCCUGUUACUACUGCUCAGCACAGGCUGGGUCAGUCUACUACAGAAGGAUGGGGUGUUACGACAGAUCUACAAACUAGCUGACAACUGCCUGGCCAGCAGCGGUGCCCAUAACAGCCUGAACGUGUACCAGGACACCCUGGCUCUGACCAUCGGACGGACCCUCUACCUGAUUGACACUACGUGUGGCGUAGAGCUGGAGAAGAUAGCCCUGAAGAGAGAGGGGCUGCUCUACGGGACCGAGAAGCAGGCACCACAACUGCUGUCAGAGACCGGCCUGUUUGUGGUGAUGCUCCGGGAGGGGGACCCCCAGGGCCACGACUCCGACCCCGAGCAGAAGGCCCCGUCCCUGGGUACGGGGGAGAGCAUCAGCCCCGCAGCUCUACUGGUAGAGGUAGUGUUCGAGGAGGCCUGUAAGUAUUACCAACAGAGAAGUCUCAGCAGCACUCAGCUUACUGUGGAGAAGUUAAAGAGAGGAGGGAUGUUCCAGGCUCCUAUCUCUCUGGCCAACAUCGUCAGAGACUACCUCCAGAGCGGGGAACAGAGGGGAGUGGAAUUAUCCCAGAGCGGUGCAGGGGGAGGCGGGGGAGGGCAGGAGAAGCUGCUGGGGUCCCUGGAGGCUGAACUGAAGGGGCUGGUCUCUCUAGAGGAGGUAAAGGGGGGAUUGGUGAGGGGGAAGGAGGGGGAGGUGGAGGAUGUGUGUGAGAGUCUAGUGCAGCAGGAGGUGGGGAGACUCCUCUUGUCGUCAGAGCUCGACCGAGACUCUCUACGCUACCUCAACUCCAUCUUCAGCCUGUUCCCCGGUCAGGCCUGGAGGGCCACGCAGAGCGCUCUGCAGCUACAUUGCAACGGAGAGGGCUCUCUGUCCUCUAAAGCACCCCCAGAGGUCUGGAAGACUGUCCUCAGCCCCGUACAGGCCAAUACUGUCCCCGCAAACCUGCCCUACACCAAUGGCAACAGCCAGCCUAAACACAAGUCACCCAAACCUUGCUCCAGCACCAGCCCUAGUUUGAAACCUAGCCCCAGCCUUAGCUCCAACUCCAGCCCGACUGCCGCUAACUCGGCCAUGCCCGUCUUCGAGCUCCUGUGCCACUCCGUCUUCCGCUUCCAGCCCAGCUGGCUGCCCAGGUUCCUGGAGCUAGCCGAGAAGCAGCAGACCUCGGCGAGCUUGGGGAUGGGUCUAGGCUUGGGUGGCUCCACCUGGAGAUACUCUGGAGGUAGGGGAUCAGCUGAGAACGGAGAGAGCCUGCCCCUGUAUAAACGCGCCCUGUCGGCUCUGCCUCUGCCCGGCCCCGGAUCAGACCUGAAACAAGACCCAGAUUAUGAACAAAACCAGGACUUGGAGGUGGAUCUUCUCCUGGUGAGUGGUAGACCCAACGCGGUCCUCCAGGCUCUGAGAAUCUUGAUGGGGAGACGGCAGUGGGAGAGGGUCACCGAAGUGGCCCAGAGGUUCUGCAGGCAGAGUCCCUUACUGAACAAGGAUAUCUUUACCACAUUACUGUAUGAGGUGGCCCAGCAUCGAGACUUGGAUCCAUACCUAGACCUCCUAUGGGCUCUGUGUCCUGAAGAGCUCACAGUCACGGCCAUACUCAACAUGGUGCUGAAAAAUAUACCCUCAUCAUCCUCCUCCUCAAAUGUCCCUCCCUUCUCUUCCUCCCCAUCCUCCUCUACCAUUGCUGAUCCCCAGUCCAGCCAGUUGACCAUUGGGUUGUUGAAGCCGUUGCUCAGUAGAGUUCUACAGAGAGAGACCAGGCCCAACCAACGGUAUGCUGACAUCCUCCAGUCGCCCUCGUUCCCCCCUCCCACGCCCCCUCGCCAGGCUAAAGGACUGCCCAGGGCUACCACCGAGUCUAGCAGAGGCUUAGCUCAGCAACACAAUCAUGAUGUCAUCAGCAACACGGUGGCCAUCUUGGAUCAACACAACACUUCUAAACACAGGACUGUUCCCGGGGGCAGGGUGACCUCACCUCCUUACCCCGUCUGA
Messenger RNA from Coregonus sp. 'balchen', 2685 nucleotides. The record is from the annotation of a GenBank genome assembly. NCBI's taxonomy places the organism in Eukaryota, Metazoa, Chordata, Actinopteri, Salmoniformes, Salmonidae.